GAGAGAGAGAGAGAGAGAGAGAGCGUGACUUUUGCGUCUGGUUCACACACGCACGCACACCCGGGCAUUGUCGAUCCGAACUCGGCGUUCUUCACAACGGCAAAGACACGAACAUCGAACAAACCCAGAACAAAGUCGAGGAAGAUCAAGAGAAGUAAACAACAGGCCUUGCGUUCGCACUGUUGUGUUGUUUGGAGCUGCAGAGGAUCGGAGACAUGGAGUCAUUCGACGCCGUGGCAACUGAAGCCGAAGAGCACCCCCACGACCCCGACUCACGGGACCACCGCUCGAGCCCUUUCCACGACGACGCCUUCAUGGGCUACGACCCCGCUUUCGCCCCCUCUGAUGACGUCUUGGCCAGUGCUCCCCCUCCCUCUUCUGAGGACGGCGACGUCUUCGGAGACACCGGCGGUGGCGGGUACGGUGACAGCCAGGCAUCGCCUGAGGUCUACGGGUUCAGCGUAUCAACCCCAAACCCGGAUUUCGUCUCGCCCUUCGAGCCGGUGAUGAACGGAGUAGCGGAGGAGGGUGGUGGAGGUGGUUUUGUGUCGGAUGGGCCUCUGUUGCCUCCGCCAAGUGAGAUGGUCGAGGAAGGUGCCGCUCGACGUGAGUGGAGGCGUCAAAACGCCAUACAACUCGAGGAAAAGGAGAAGAGGGAGAAGGAGAUGCGGGAUCAGAUUAUUGCCGAAGCUGAAGAGUAUAUACGAGAUUUCUAUGAGAAAAGGAAGCUCAACUGCGAAACAAACAAAGCCAAUAACAGAGAAAGAGAGAAGCUGUACUUGGCCAACCAAGAGCAGUUCCACAAGGAAGCCGACAAGCAUUACUGGAAAGCCAUAGCUGAGAUCAUCCCUCGAGAAGUUCCAAACAUAGAGAAGAGAGGGAAGAGGGACGCCGAGAAAAAGCCCUUGGUUGUGGUCGUUCAGGGGCCUAAGCCAGGAAAGCCCACCGAUCUUUCAAGAAUGAGGCAAGUUUUGUUCAAGCUGAAACAGCACCCUCCGCCUCACAUGAUGCCUGCCCCACCGCCACCACCCACGAAAGAUGGGAAGGAGAAGGACUCGAAGGAAGGGAGCAAGGACGAAAAGAGUGAGAAAAUUCCUACAGAUGCCACAUCUGGUGAUGUUCCUGGCAGUGCUGCAGAGAAACCGGCUGCAGAGAAGCCGGCGACCCCUCAAAAAGUCGCCCCCGAUGGUGGCAACCCUGAGAAAGCAGAGGUUCCCGAAGCCCCCAAGGGAGAAAAAGCAGCUGAAUCGGGGGUAGCCGCUGCCGAGUGAUGCAACUUUUCCAUGUCGGCACACUUCCGAUCGAAACUUCCUGUCCCGUAAAGAGCGAUCAAGAUUAGAUAGUAGGAGAUAUGGCGAAAGUAAGUUAGAUCCAAUCUGAGCGGCACAUUGAACAUAGCACGAAGAGUGAAGGUGAUGCUCAAGUAAAUGACCAUCAUAACCGAAGUAGCAUUUGCGAGCCAGCUGAGUUUGCUGAUGGACACGUACAAGCCUGCCGUGAAUGCGGGGACAUUUGAGAGCUACCAACAGGGGCAAAACCGCAGUUCCAUAUGCAAAUAGCGCUGCUUGAGAGUCAUUGAUUUGUGCGUAGAGGAGCAUGAGGACCAAAACCAUUGAAUUGAACACGGUGAGCAUAUUGCAUUCAGAGAAUACAUGGAACAUAGUCUUCUUCAUUGCUGUGGCAAUGCCAUGGCCUUGUCCUGUGCCAGAGCCGUUAUACCCUCCCAGAACUGCAAGACCAGCGGCGAAAGUCACAGUGGCCAUGAGUGUUGCCAAGAGCAAGCAGGUGUU
Syzygium oleosum is the source of this 1790-nucleotide messenger RNA. RefSeq names its product clathrin light chain 1-like. The record is from RefSeq and is a predicted model, not a curated record. Gene Ontology annotation, biological process: clathrin-dependent endocytosis; clathrin coat assembly; intracellular protein transport. Gene Ontology annotation, molecular function: clathrin heavy chain binding; structural molecule activity. The coding region runs from base 216 to 1271 and encodes 351 amino acids. Lineage: Eukaryota; Viridiplantae; Streptophyta; Magnoliopsida; Myrtales; Myrtaceae. The transcript has 4 exons. Gene Ontology annotation, cellular component: plasma membrane; clathrin coat of trans-Golgi network vesicle; clathrin coat of coated pit.